Ailuropoda melanoleuca (giant panda) is the source of this 291-nucleotide messenger RNA. RefSeq names its product protein transport protein Sec61 subunit beta-like. Gene Ontology annotation, biological process: intracellular protein transport. Gene Ontology annotation, cellular component: Sec61 translocon complex. The record is from RefSeq and is a predicted model, not a curated record. The transcript has a single exon. Bases 1 to 291 code for a protein of 96 amino acids. NCBI's taxonomy places the organism in Eukaryota, Metazoa, Chordata, Mammalia, Carnivora, Ursidae.
AUGCCGGGUCCGAAUCCUAGCGCUACCAGUGUGGGUGCCUCUAGUCGCUCCCCGAGCAAAGCAGUAGCUCCGCGAGCUACGGGAUCCACUGUACGACAGAGGAAAAAUGCUAGUUGUGGAACAAGGAGUGCAGGUCGUUCAACUUCUGCAGGUACUGGAGGAAUGUGGAGAUUUUACACAGAAGAUUCCCCUGGCCUCAAAGUAGGUCCUGUUCCCGUUCUCGUUAUGAGUCUUCUUUUUAUUGCAUCUGUAUUUAUGUUGCAUAUCUGGGGCAAAUACACUCGUUCAUAG